CUCUAAGAUAUAAUUUUUUUAAAUUAAUGCAAAUUAUUUGUCAUAAAAGUUAUACUUUAUAUUUUUAAUUUAGAAUGAUAAAGCAUUAGGAGGAAAGCAUUAUACUGCAUCAAAAUUAACUAGAAUUAACCAUAAUUAUUCAACUGAUUCUUCAUUAUUGAUUGUCCCUGAAACAAGUGUACAUCCUAGGAGAAUACAACCUCCUCAGACAUUAAGUUUACAUAGCAAGAUAUUUGUUCCUACUCCACAGACAGACAAAGUGGCCAAUAAAAUGGCAUCUGUUGAGUCAAUUGGUUCCUGUUCUUUGGACUUUGAUGGAAGUGAAUCAUCUUGUGCUUCAGACAUGAAAGAUGAAGUGACUGUUUCUGAAAAAACACUAAAAAGUUGUAGUGUUGUAUUAUCCAGUUGUGAUUCGUCUCAUGAUACCGAACUGUUAAGAGAAAAUAAUUGCAGUCUCCCAACAAGAGAGGAGAAGAGGUUUACAACUCACACCUUUCUAUAUAUUUCCUCUGAUGGGUCUGCUACAAAAUUAACAAAGAGACAUAACCCAGAUAUCAAAGAAGAAUGCAGCGUUGCAGAAAUUAAACUUCCAUCUUAUGUUAGCAUUAGUUGUGCUAUUAAUGGUUACACUAGUUAUGGACGUUUCUGCCGAAGUCGAGAUAAUAGCCCUGCAAGAUUUCCUUUAUCAUCUAGCCCAUUAAAAAAUUGGGAACAGUCACUUACUUGUAAUACAAAUUCAAAAUCAGCCAUGAGUAAUGGAGAGAAAGAUCCAACAAAGGAAUUCAAUAGGAACAUUUCAUAUAAAGAAUCUAAAGAAUUAUUUAUUGGCAAGCAGCUAGAAAUUCCUUUGCUUAAUGGUGGCGAAACACCGGUAAAUGAACAUAAUAUCUCUGAUACAAAUGGAAAAUUAGAUGUUACUGAUAAUGCUGUCAAUGGACUUGAAGAUGAGAAAGGUAUUUUGUUAGAAACUCUUCAGGAAUUUGGAAGCACAACAAGUAAACAUAAGUCCCUUGUUUUGCAAAGAAUUGAAAGUUUAUAUGGACCAAGUUCAGAUGAAAUUUGUAAAGUUCGUCCUAGAAAUAAUAAAUUAAUAGAACCUACUGAUAAAAGUAUGACAGUGACAAGAAGAAGUCCAUCAUGCCCACCUCAGGUUUCAAGGAAUCAGUCUAGAAGUCCACCUGUAUUUAGGCACCUCACAAAGGAUUUUAGAGACCAAUUAAAAGGAAGUGAUUCAAAUUCCUAUACUGUCACAAAAAAUAUAAAAUUAGUGAAUGGUUCAGGGAAAGUACAUACAAAAUCAAAUUUAGCAGAUAUUCCUUCUUCUCCUUUAUCACCAAAAGAAAAUAUUGAGAAUGAUGGUAAUUGGUUUAUUACAUUGAUGGAAAAAGAGAAGCUAAUUAUUCAACAGCAGAUUGUAAAUACAGAAAAAUAUUUAGAAGAUAGCAGCAUUCCAGAAGAAGCAUGUGGAAAAAUUCGUUCUGCAAUUGGAAAAGCAAAUCUUUUAUUAACACAGAAAUUUGAACAAUUUUAUCAGUUGUGUUUAAAAAAUAUUAAUCAAGAAAUUGAUGAACCUAUUCCAACAUCAUCAGAUUUGACUGGUUUUUGGGAUUUGGUUUUGCUGCAAGUGGCUGAUGUUAAGAAUACUUUCUCUGAAAUACAAAAAUUAAAAGAAAAUAAUUGGCUAGAAGUCAAGUCACCAGAAGGGAGAAAAAUUCAACCAAAAAUUCGAAGGCAAGUUCCUCCAGGAACAUCCAAAUCGAAUCCUUCCACUCCCAGUCGUUCUUCCAAAUCUGCAGAAUUAGCAAAAGCCAGGGAACAAGCUCGCAAACAGCUCAUGGAAGCCAAAAGGAGGGGUCGGAAACAAAAUGCUGCACAAGAUUCUGAAACAGAAAUAGCUAUUUUCAUUCCACAGAAUGCAAAUUCACAUUGAAAUGUCAUAAUAAUAAUAAUAUAUAUAUAUAUAUAUAUUAUUUUUUUUGUUCAUAAAGUAUUUCGUAACUAGCAGAAGACAGAAAGAAUUACUGUUUAAUUCUUUACAAAAAUUUAGUUUGUGUUCUUAUUUUUGUGCAUGUGGACAGAGUUGUGAAUCUUCAUUCAGGUUUGUUAGUCAUGGAUAAUUGUGAUUAUUCUAGCAAUUGUUAAAAUUUUUCUGUGUUCUUUUUUUUCUGUUCAGAAAUUUAGCUGUCAAAACAUGUAUCAGUCAACAUCAGAAACAGAGUAUUUUGCAUAGGUUUAGAACAAAAUUUUUAAUUACGUAAAAAGAAAAUUGCAAUAUUAUUGUUAAAUCAUUAAAUACAUUCUAAGUUUCUGUUGGGCGGAAAAAAAAUGUGAUUCUUGAAUAACUGUUGAAGUAUCUUUGUGAAGGUUGUAAUCUAUGGUCUGUUAAAUUGUUGAGAUAUUUUUUCCAACAAAAUUAGAAUUUAGUUCCUCAAAUGAUUAUUUAAUUGUUUCUAUUUAAACUUGAUUAUAUUUUACUAAGUCAUGUUAAAUGAAUAUAGAAAUGGUGUUUUUCCCUUAAGUAAUACAAAUGAUGCUGUAAAUAUAUGCUAUUAUGUUGGGAAGAUCUGUCAUUUUUAUAUAUAUAUAUGAAAUUACUCAAAGUAAUAAUUUUUUAAACGUUUUAUAAUAUAUAUAUGUAUACAUGCGUAUAUACAGCAUAUAUAUUAUACUUUGUGUACCUGUGUGUGUAUGUGUGUAUGUAAUUGGAAAGGAAUUUAGUCACUGGAAGUAGUAACUUGUAUACUUAAGAAUUUUGGCAGCAAAACCUUAAUUGGUGAUUUAUCAUUUGGAUUGGAAAAUGGUAAUUUUCUUACAAAAUGUGUGAUGGAAAUGAAUUCUAUAGACAUGUAAGCUGUCUUGAAAUAUCAAAUUCAUAUAUAGAUCACAUUAAUUACACAUGUAUGCCAAAUUCAUAAAUCUGAGCUCUAAUAAUUCAAUGUGGUCACUUAUUUAGGCAAUUUUUUUAUUAGUACAUAACAAGAAUUCAGUUGCUAGUUAAAUGGCUAGCAAAACAAAUUAGUGUUCAAAUUUUGAGAAUAGCCCAGAUUUAUGAAUUAUUCUCUAUACACAUGUAUAUAAAUACAUAGUAUAUAUAUAUGUAUAUAUAUAUACACACACACACAGAAAAAUCUAUAUUAUAUUAUUUGAUUGAAUGCAGCUUGAAAUUAUGUGCCUUUUAGAAGAUAUCUUCUAAUUUACAAAUUUCUGUAUAUGAUGCAGAUGAAUUUCAGACGUGCCAAGGGUUGUAAAAUGCUUAUCGUCAUCAUGUAUAAAAAUCACAUUUUGGAUGUACUUCAUUUAUCAGGUUUACACAUUCCAAAAGGUGUUUAUUGCACUAUCACACAAUUAUUUGAAAACCGACGUAUCUAAUAAUCUCACGUAUGAUUUAUUAAGUGUGUCGAUCGAGUGCAUGAAAACUGUCUUCUGUUCGAUAUCAAACUUAAAAUAAUCUAUUGGCAUUGAGGGAUUGCUUAUAUAAAUAUAUAUAAAUUUAAAAAGUUAUAAAUUAUUGGACUUUUUCUUGUCGACACACAAUUUGUUGCAUUGUAAACAUAAUUGGUAUAUUUGUCAUUGUUCAUGAAUAAAAUUGGUAUUGCAAAAA
This is a messenger RNA of Centruroides sculpturatus (bark scorpion), 3601 nucleotides long. Its product is annotated as disks large-associated protein 5-like. The record is from RefSeq and is a predicted model, not a curated record. NCBI's taxonomy places the organism in Eukaryota, Metazoa, Arthropoda, Arachnida, Scorpiones, Buthidae. Gene Ontology annotation, biological process: signaling. Bases 272 to 1930 code for a protein of 552 amino acids. Gene Ontology annotation, molecular function: molecular adaptor activity. The transcript is spliced from 7 exons. Gene Ontology annotation, cellular component: postsynaptic specialization; glutamatergic synapse.